Messenger RNA from Penicillium cosmopolitanum, 1506 nucleotides. RefSeq lists its product as uncharacterized. The record is from RefSeq and is a predicted model, not a curated record. The annotation marks the transcript as partial. NCBI's taxonomy places the organism in Eukaryota, Fungi, Ascomycota, Eurotiomycetes, Eurotiales, Aspergillaceae. Gene Ontology annotation, molecular function: iron ion binding; heme binding; oxidoreductase activity, acting on paired donors, with incorporation or reduction of molecular oxygen. The transcript is spliced from 4 exons.
GCCCUCCACCGCUGGGCAGCCUCAUCUCGAAUCUCAGCAGCAGCAAUCAUGGGAGAGACUCACAGUCUCCUUACGGCAACCAUUUCGCGCCUAGCGGAAGUGUCAACAAUAUGGUGGGCCGGCUUUUUGUUACUCGUUAUUUUCACAAGGUUGUUCUAUCGAAUGUUUAUGCACCCACUGAGGAAAAUUCCCGGGCCGACGCUGGCAAAGAUAACAGAGCUAUGGCGGACCGGUCGUUAUUUUCGAGGGAAAUGGCAUGAGGAUAUUCUCGAGUGUCAUCGGAAGCAUGGGCCUGUUGUCCGGCUCUCCCCAAACGAAGUCAGCAUUGUCAGCCCCGAUCUUAUCAAGACCGCGUUUGGCUACAGCACGGGGACCGUCAAAUUCUUUGGGGCUACGAACCCAGCGCAACAUGGCUUUCUCCGAAAGCGCGUCUCCGCUGUAUACAGCAUGUCCGCCGUGGUCUCGAUGGAGGGCAAAAUCCAGCCUGUUCUCAGCACUACUUGGAAAAGAUUCGACGAGUUCGCCAAGCUGGACCAGCCCAUUAAUCUGAGCAUGUGGACAUCGUAUUUCACUUACGAUGUUGUUGGUACACUGUGCCUCAGUGAGCCCAUUGGUUUCCUUCGCGAUGGGUAUGACAAGAAGGGCUUCAUUUCCGGGAUCCACAGAGCCUUUUACUGGAUGGCACGUCUCCUCCAUCUGCGCAUUACCGACUAUGCUCGCGCGUUCACAAACUUUUCUAUCGACAAAAUCAUUCAGCGGAUACACGAGGGUUCCAACAAGAGCACCGAUCGGGACAUGCUAGAUCAUUUUGUGGACAUGAAGGGCCCGAGCGGGGACCCUGCACCCCCUGGUGAUAUUCUCGCCGAGGUUGGAAAUCUUCUUGCCGCAGGCGCCGACACAACUUCUGUAGCCAUCAAGGCUGUCCUUGGUCCGCUUUUGCAAGACCCUGAUCGGUACGCCCGGCUUCGAAAAGAGGUGGACGCAGUGUUUGAGGCGAACAAUGGCCCAGUUGAAGGAAGUGGAGUACUAUCGUACAAUGUAAUUAAGGACCUCCCAUUUCUCACUGCGUGCAUUAAGGAGGGAGAGCGGCUGCAUCCAAGCAUUAUAUACCAGCUCCCAAGGUUGGCUCCAACAGAUGGAUUCAACAUUGAGGGCUACUACAUCCCUCCUUCGGCCACCAUAUCCAUGAGUCCACUUGCUCAAAACCGUUGCCAGGCAAUAUUUGACAACGAUGCCGACACAUGGAGGCCGGAGCGAUGGAUCCCUGGAGAGGGUACUUCAGCUGAAAAAAUCAAGGAAAUGGAUAAACAGAACGCGACGUUUGGUUAUGGAUCUCGGACCUGUGUUGGUCGAAACCUCGCUACCUUUGAGGUAUAUAAGUUCGUCGCGCAAUUGAUCACACGGUACGAUGUUGAGCUACUUAACCCCUCGAAUCCCUGGAGUGUUCGUUCGUCGUGGUUCGCCGAGAUGGAUAAUUUGCACAUACGGCUAAAACAUCGAGUGUGA